UGGAUUCUUCUUUUCUCAAUUCAUUCUCUCGAUCUCGAGAUUGGGAUCUCCGGUUGGUUUAAUUAUGGCGUUUCUUUAACAAAUUUCCGGUUUCGGAGCUUUCGAACGAUCUUCUCCUCCGAGGGCUAGUUGAUUGAGACGGCAUUUCCAAUCUCCAAUUUUCCAAUAACAGUGAUCAUCUCCUCGUGUCUUCAUGGGAUAAGCGUGUGAGGUUGUAUGAUGUGAGCACCAAUUCGUUGCGAGGCGAGUUCUUACACGGCGGAGCAGUACUGGAUUGCUGUUUUCAUGAUGAUUUCUCCGGCUUUAGUGUUGGCGCCGAUUACAAAGUCAGAAGGAUUGUUUUCAAUGUUGGCAAAGAGGACAUUUUGGGAACGCAUGACAGACCAGUGCGCUGUGUUGAGUAUUCUUAUGCUGCAGGUUCUGGUUUUGGUUCUUAAAAUGCAGGUUCUGGUUUUAAAGUUUCAUGUUUUGGUUGUAGAUGAGCUCAUAACCAACUUCAACACUGGCAGAACAAAGAGCUACAAAUGGAGAAUUUCUCAGCUUCAAAACAUUUCCAAGAUGCUUGGCGAUAAGGAGAAAUGCAUCACAUAAGCUUUGUAUCAAGAUCUUUCCAAACCUGAGUUUGAAGCUUUUAUAGCUGAGCUUUUUUCAUUUCCUUUCAAUGUCUCUUUCCUUAUCUACAUUCUAGUUUUCCAUUGUUGAAUCACUUUCAAGAGUGUGU
This is a messenger RNA of Camelina sativa (false flax), 721 nucleotides long. RefSeq lists its product as uncharacterized. NCBI's taxonomy places the organism in Eukaryota, Viridiplantae, Streptophyta, Magnoliopsida, Brassicales, Brassicaceae. The record is from RefSeq and is a predicted model, not a curated record.